Molecule: messenger RNA, 2019 nt
Organism: Trichoderma breve
Lineage: Eukaryota; Fungi; Ascomycota; Sordariomycetes; Hypocreales; Hypocreaceae
Product: RNA polymerase II-binding domain-containing protein
Exons: 7
Coding region: 1-2019 (672 amino acids)
Cellular component (GO): nucleus
Molecular function (GO): RNA binding
Source: RefSeq, a predicted model, not a curated record
AUGGCGUCUGCAGUAACAGACUUGGAAGCUGGCCUACAGGCCAUGCUCAAUUUGAAGCCACCAGGUGUAUCCGGCUCUCGUAUUACUAGCCUCACGUCUCUUUGCGUCGCCAACAUUCAGUCCGAAUCUGUCCUCAUUCAAAAAAUCUACACACACUUCAAGAAAACUCCAGGAACACACAAAUUGGGCGUCCUCUACGUCGUAGACUCUGUAACCCGCAAGUGGCUUGAACAAGCAAAGUCUCAGGGUCAGCCCAUAAACAGCUCUGCCCAGGAUGGCACGUAUGCCGCUGGAGUGCACCGAGUAACGGAACUGAUGCCUGUUUUGAUGAAUGACAUUCUUCAGUCUUGCCCAGAAGAUCAAAAGGAAAAGAUCAAAAAAUUGCUUGAUAUCUGGGAAAAAGGCCAGACCUUCCCCACAUCCAUGAUAGAAUCAUUCAAGGAGAAAGUCAACGCUCCCUCACCACCAAAAUCCACAACUCCCCCUGGUAGCCCGCCUGCUGGAUUGGCAGCUUCUAUCCAGAACCAGGCGCAGAACAAGCCUGCGCCAAAUGGCUCGUCCAUCUUGGAAGCCUUGGCUAAUAUUGCUCGCCAAAACACCUCGGCUGCACCGAGCAACCAAUCCCUCCCAGCUCCCGCCGCAUCAUAUAGCAUGCCUCCCGCUACUUCCAACGCCCCCCCAGCUUCCGCCACUCCCCCAGGACUAUCACAGGUCCUUGCUUCAUCGCUCCCACAGCCUCACCAGUCGUAUCCCCCGGCUGGACAACCCGUAAAUGUUUCGUCUCUGCCAUUCUCGUUGACUCAAAUGCUUGGUCAAAAUGCUCCGAUGCCAGCCAGUGCGAGUAACCCAUCCAACCCAUAUGCGGCAGCGUCUGCAGCGCCUCCCGCCGCAGGAGCCGGCGGAGCUGGUUUAGGACCGGACGUACAGCAGCAGAUUAUGCUGAUCAAGGCUCUCGCUGAUCAAGGCGUCCCCUUUGAUAAGAUUCCCGCUCUCAUCCAGAGCAUGACUUCUGCCACUGCAACUGGAGGGUAUCCGGCAGCGCAACCUCCCGCCCCUGUCCCCACUGCCCAAGGCACCUUUCCAUCGGCUCAGCAGCCAUGGGGUGCCGCUGCUUCGGGCCCUGCGCCUGACCAGGGCUACCAGGACAACGUAAGGUCUCCUAGAUAUCGAGGCCGUUCACGCUCUAGAUCACCCGAGCGCGGACGCAUGGAUGAUCGAGACCGCAAUGGCCGAGGAGGCAAUGAUUACCGCCAGCGUAGCCCUCCUCGUGGACGCCAUGGACGAAGCCCUUCUCCCGCCCAAGAGUUCCAGCAGGAGAAGUGGGUUGAGUUCGAUCCAGCGCUUCCAUCUGGCACCAUCAAAGUUCUUAGUCGUACCCUGUUUGUAGGAGGCGUUACUUGCUCCGAAGCCGAGCUGCGUGGCAUCUUUGGCCGUUAUGGCACUGUUCAGACUUGCAUUGUUAACAAAGACAAACGCCAUGCUUUUGUCAAGAUGUUGACACGCCAGGACGCCGUUAGGGCGAAGGAUGCAAUGGAAGAUGCCAGGGGUCUUGAGUAUCCCCUUCGUACCAGAUGGGGCGUUGGGUUCGGUCCUAGAGACUGCAGCGAUUACUCAACCGGCAUCAGUGUUAUUCCCAUCCACAAGCUCACCGACGCUGACCGAAAGUGGAUGCUCACUGCUCCGUACGGUGGAAGCGGAGGCCGGCCCAUUGAGACGGGCAUUUGUGUCGAAGAGCCCGAUAUUGAAAUCGGCGCUGGCGUUUCGUCCAAGGCCAUCAGCCGCCGGAUGCAGACAGACAAGGGCGGUAGCAACGGUCCCAAGUCUACACGCCACCGCGACGACGAUACACGCUGGCGUCGAGGCCGAGACGAUGGCCCCGGUCAGAUGGAUCUUGAUGGUCAACAGCAGCAGAACAACAUGGGCGGCUUCCCCUUUGGCAUCGGCACCUUGCCUAACGGCAUGCCCAACUUCCCGACGGGCUUCCGAUUCCCAGAUCCCAACACUGCUGGGAGGACCUGA